Molecule: messenger RNA, 1299 nt
Organism: Adineta steineri
Lineage: Eukaryota; Metazoa; Rotifera; Eurotatoria; Adinetida; Adinetidae
Source: the annotation of a GenBank genome assembly
AUGAGUGGAAACGAGUAUGAUAGUGAUGCAGUCGAUGAUGAUUGUUUUGACACAUAUUAUGAUGAUACAGAUCCAUUUCAAGAUGAUAAUAAUAAUAAUUAUACAACUAAUGUGAAUAGCAAUGAUCCUGAACAGUUUGAAUAUACUGUAAGCCCAUUAAAAGAAGUUCAAGCACGUUUUGAACCAACAGUAUUUUCAAAUUCAUAUAUUCAUACAUCAUCAUCUUCAGCCACAUGUUCUAUAUGUUUUAAAACUCAAACUAAUUUUCAAUCAUUAAUAUGUAGACAUGCUUUUUGUCAUGAUUGUUGGACACAAUAUGUUGAUACAAAAUUUCAAUCUCAUCAUUGUUUAAAUAUAGAAUGCAUGAAAUGCGAUGUUCGAAUACCACAAAAUUUUAUUCUUGAACAUAUAUCGUCAGAUAAUUCUAAACAAUUGUAUAAAAAAUUAGUUAUCAAAUCAAUAAUUCAAAAUAAUCCACAAAUGACAUUAUGCCCGGGCUCGUGUGAUCGAGUCUUUGAGGCAAUUAAUAAAUCUAUACCAGGCAAAGUUGAAUGCGAAUUAUGUCGUUUAAAAUUUUGUUUUCAAUGCACAUUAAAUUAUCAUGCACCUGCCAGUUGUGAUAUCAUGAGAAAUUGGUUAAACAAAUGCCGAGAUGAUUCUGAAACAGCGAAUUAUAUAUCAGCAAAUACAAAAGAUUGUCCAAAAUGCAAAGUCUGUAUUGAAAAGAAUGGAGGUUGUAAUCAUAUGUCGUGUUUUUCAUGUAAUCAUCAUUUUUGUUGGAUGUGUCUUGGAGAUUGGAAAACUCAUGAGAAUAAUUAUUAUGAAUGUUCGAAAUAUCGUGGCCAACCACAAUCACAAUUAGAAACGAAACAAAGUCGAGCACGGGAAGCAUUGAAAAAAUAUUUACAUUAUUUUGAAAGAUGGGAUAAUCAUCAGAGAAGUUUGAAACUUGAAGAACAAACAAGAGCAAAAUUAGUAGAAAAAAUUGAACAGAAUAUUAAUGCACAAAAUGGAACCUAUAUCGAUUGGCAAUAUUUAGAAAAAGCAGCUGAUUCAUUAGCAAAAGCUCGAUAUACUCUCAUGUACACUUAUCCUUAUGCUUACUAUCAAGAAGAUACUGUUGAUCGUAGUCUUUUUGAAAAUAUUCAAGCACAGCUUGAAGUUGAAAUUGAAAAUUUGUCUUAUCAAAUUGAACGCUCAACAACUCAUAAUCGAGGAGAUAUUGAAAAUCAACGACAUAUUGUUGAACGACGUCGACAAACAUUACUCUUAAAAUAUUUUCCUAAAUCAAACUCAUAG